Porites evermanni is the source of this 10971-nucleotide messenger RNA. Lineage: Eukaryota; Metazoa; Cnidaria; Anthozoa; Scleractinia; Poritidae. The record is from the annotation of a GenBank genome assembly.
AUGAACACAAAAAAGUUUGGGUUUCUUUUAGUCUUUUUGGUCGCGUUUUCAGCGUCUUUUUCACACGGAGAUGACAGUGAAGCGACAGAGACUGUUGCAGAAGCAGAAGGAACGGGGACUGAGGAUGCCGACACUGGAGAGCAAAGUGACUCGAAAGAGCAAGAUUCCUCUUCUGAAGAAACUAGUGAGUCCGAAGAGGCCAAAGAAGAAGACGAUGUGCUGGUUCUGACUUCAAAAACAUUUGAUUCCGUCGUAAAGGAAAAAGAUGUGAUACUCGUAGAAUUCUACGCCCCAUGGUAUGUUAUCAUCGUGUUUUGUCCUGUGUACACAUAAUUUUUGCACCUUUAUUUUUCUCUGAUUUAGCUUUUGUCAUGACUAGAAAAGAAUUUUUACACACUGAUUUUUGAAAAAGUUCUAUAUGCUGCUGUAGCAGUUGUUCUCCACACAUUCUCUUGAUAAGUUUUUUUAGUAAUGAAAAGGCACAUCAUUGUGUUUUGAAAUCGAAAUAGUUGUUGGUUGAUCUCAACAAUGCGUUAACAUGCGGGUAAAUUGUUCUUGAGAAUCAACAGUGUUGGCAAACAUUUUUUCCUUAAAAAGUAUUUUAGAAUUAAAGAACUCGGAAAUUUUAAUGCUUAAAUCAAAGAAAUCAAAGACUUAAGCACAAGGUUAUUUAAUACAUUUGGUUGUAAUCAUAAUAAUAUUAGAAUAAUAUUUUUAAUGAGACAAUUUCUUAUAACUGCUAAUUACCCUCCUGCUAUUAAAUAUCUGUUAAUGUUGUAUUCUAACGUUUAUGAAAUACAGGGCUCUUUGUUUUAUGUUACAAGUACAUUAUGAAUAUUUUGAAAACACAUUUUUUGACAUGGUUAUUGCCUUAAUAACAUUAAUUUUAUUGCACAUGUAUUUUAGACUGUUCAAAACCACAAUUUUGCCCAUUGUUAGAGCAAAGAACAACAAGCGCUUACUAGGAAAAUAUGCUUUUAAAUCUAUCUUUGUAGGUGUGGACAUUGUAAGUCAUUAGCUCCUGAAUAUUCGAAAGCUGCAAAAAAAAUGAAGGAUAACAAACCUCCUGUGCCAUUUGCAAAAGUAGACGCCACUGUGGAGUCUGAUCUUGCGCAGAAGUAUGAUGUUAGUGGCUACCCAACGCUGAAGAUCUUCCGGAAGGGAACAGCAUACGAGUACGAUGGUCCUCGGCAUAAAGAAGGUAUAGUGAACUCAUCAACUUUUUUGAAAAUGUUUGUAACAUUUUCAUUGCCUGCACCACAGAUGAAACUAAACUCUGGUCAAAAAUCCAUCUGCAAAACAGUGCUAAAGUCCUUGUUCUACUCUGGCCCCACCUAUGUUUCAAGAUUUGAGUACAUGCCAUGAUAGGCCUGUGAAAAAAGCCAUUGUCGUUUUGCCAAUCAGGUUGAGAGAAAAUUCAAAACGCACUUCCUGUAAUUCGUUGAGUCUGUUGUGGCCCAGUACAAGGAUCUUGGCCCUGCUUUGGAGACAUCACUACAUUGUAACUGGAGUUAAAUUACAUUUUUAUAGUUCUAUAAAUAAUGAAGAAAAGAGUGCAUGGGAAAAACCUUAAGUGACUUGCGAGCUCAUUCUAAAUUAAAUGUACCCUUUGUUUUGUAAGGAAACGGAUGGCAAUUUGGAGGGUUUAUUUCAGGCACACCUUUGAAUACUCAUGUUAUUUUCACCAGAUAGUCUUAAAAAUCUUAAUAAGCAAAGCAUAAAUUCACUCUAGAAGUUGUUCAUUAAGUUUCAUUUACAGUCAACCACAACCAUGUGAGUAUUGUUUCUUCACAAAAUGUUUAACGUACUGUUUGAAAGUUUUGAUAAUUAUAAGAAUUAUUUAGCUUAAUAUUUCAGCAAUGCACUUACAGUAGAACGUUUAAGUCGAUGACACAACACUGACUUUGUCAGAGUUUAUUAUUAAUAAAUAUCGAGAGUCUCACAUGUACAUAUGACAUCAAUCUCACAAAAACCGUGUCAGUUAUAGAGAGUGAUUUUAAGUUGAUGAUUACAACAAACCAGUUGAUCUUUGAUAGUUAUUUACCCAGCGUUAUUGGUGUAUUCAUAUAACAAUGCCUGUUGUUUGUACACCUUGCAAGAUGUGCUGACAGGUUUUCACACUAUAGUUGUGCAGUGUGUUUAACUAGGUAAAAUAUGAGUACCUUUUUGUACAUUUUAUAAUUUAAGGUAGAUAAUCCUAUUCUUUCUACAGAGCAGUUGAAAGUUGUCAUUCUUUAAAGAUAAUUAAUUGCUGGAUACCUGAUUAAACAUAAAAGCUGCUUUAUUUUAGUUAAACUAUGUUCUUAAUGUAGGCUAAGGUUAGGUUUUCAUGUUGUACAUGUAACAUGAUCACCAGUUUGGGAACAUGAAAGGGUUCAGUUAUUAUGUCCUCAAACUUGUUUCUUGAAGCAUCAGAUUGAAUUAUACAGUUAAGAUCCAACUAGAAAAUAACAAGAACUGAACAAUAUUUGGAGGGAAGGAAAUUUGACACCUAAUAAUCUUGAACGCUUUUUUUUCUAAAACACAAUACUAUUCCCAAUACCAAAUGAACUUUAUUUGUACUGUAAGCUUCUCACAGAUAAAAGUGGCUUCAUCUUGAGAGUCAAGAGUUUUCUCUUGAGACUUGACCUGGGAGAAAUAGGGUGAGAUUGGUUUCCUAUUUUAAGGUGUUUUUUUGCCUCUACAGGCAUUGUUGAAUACAUGAAAGAGCAGUCAGAUCCAAACUGGAAGCCUCCACCAGAAGCUGUCAUCACUUUAACCAAGGACAACUUCACUGACACCAUUAACAGUGAAUCCCUUAUGCUAGUUGAGUUCUAUGCUCCUUGGUAAGCAUCUCAAUAUUAUUUUUAAUGUUCUUUUUGUCGUUGCUUCUCAUUACCUCCUUGCUUCUCGUUACCUCCUUCAGUUCCUAGUUUGCCAUGUGAGGUCGAUCAGGAAUCUGAGUCAUUGUUCAGUACCUGCUGGGAUUUCAUUGUUAGUAGGAACACACCACAGCACCUUGUAACGGCUGUAUAUUAUUGUUAAGCAUCAUUGGACUUCCAUGAAAAUGGCACAACAUGUAUAUAAAGAAAGUCUUGUUGCUUUUAGUAUUGUGAUUGUUGUUGUUGUUGUCAAUCGUUGUCAUUGUCAUUAUCAUCAUCACCUUUAAUAUUGAUAUUUCCUGUUCUCUAUAUUUUUUUAACUUAACUUGCUUCUUUACAAAUUCAGGCGAAUAAUGUAUAUUGGGGGUGUUGUAAAAUCAUUUACAGAGGUUGUAAAUUAUUGCUUAAAAAUCAAGUGACCUUAAAUCUGCUAGGCCUUUAUUAUGUAACAGGGAUCCAUAUUCGCAGAGGACCAGACAAUCUUGCAUGGACGAUUGAGAUAACUCCAAAAGUCGUCCUUUGGACGAAUGAGGUUUUGGUCAGCCAUGCACAAAAUCUUUUCCAAAAAUCGUAGGUUUGAUGGUGCGGUAUUUUCCACGAAAGGAUCACAUGCCCAGUUUUCAUGUUGUUAAUUGUUGGCAUUUUUCAUACUGUGAAGAACUGCAUCAUGGGCCAUUCGCAGAGAAUGUGACAGCACUCAUCAAGAUGUGGUGUUUUUCUAGAAAGCGUUUCAUCACCUUAGGCGGAAAAAAAAAGCAGGCACCAGGUGCUGCCUUAUACAAGGAAAAAUGUAAGCGUACCUUUUGCCUUAAGGCAAACUGAACAGGACAGACCGUGGCUACUUAUAAUAUGUAAGCAGACUCUGUUUAUCCUCAACCUUGUAGCCUGUUUUACUUUCUAUUUUAUUAAAACCCUUUAUUAGUAACUAUAAUGGAAAUAGUGCAAAUCAGAUCAAAUGUUCAAGUUACACACAAUUUUAUCACUAUUCUUUCUAUAAUUCUGCUCAUUUGUCCAGGCAACUUAAAUUGUAACUGGGCAAGUAUGCUGUCAAGCUUACUUGCCCGGCCGACGACUCUGAUUAAAAAUGAAUAUGGAUCCCUGAUCUCAACAUACAUGUAAAUAUGGUAUACAUGCAUCUGAGCAAAGUUCUAUCUUCACGUCGUGAUUUUUCAUAUUCAAAUAAUCUAAUAAUACCAUCAACUGACGUGAUGUAACUCACUUUGACUCUGAAGACGACUGCUGCACAGGUUCUCGAAAUGUUAGUUAUUGUCAACAACUUUCUUUUUCAGGACUACUCUCACCCAAACGAUCAUAUCCCAGCUACCUAUCUAAUUUGUUGUCUUUAUCUUGCACAUUAACUUAUCAGAUUUCGAUUUUUCUUUUGAUACACCGUAGGUGUGGACAUUGCAAGCAUCUUGCCCCAGUAUAUGAGAAAGCUGCCAAAUCCUUAAAGGAAAAUGACCCACCCAUCAAAUUGGCUAAAGUUGAUGCCACCUUAGAAUCAGAACUGGCACAGAAGUAUGAGGUAACAGGAUACCCAACUCUGAAAGUGUUCCGCAAAGGCAAGGCUUCAGAGUACAAGGGACAGAGGGACCAGUAUGGUACGUACCAAAAUUCUUUUAUACAAAAUGUACCAGUAAAAAGCUGUAGAAUAGGGGCUGUAACAAUACACUGAUUCAUCAGUUAACUGCCGUUUUCCAAGAUAGGAACAUCAAUGUUUGAGCAACGUUUGCAACAUCACUGUCCUACUCCUUUCCCGACGUCUAAAUUUUAGCCAUUGUUUUUGCUAUUCACCUUAUUCAAGAUAGUGAGCAGACGCACACUUACUAGUAUUGUCACUUGUCAGUUGUAUGGCAUCUUGUGCACCCACAAACAAUGGGGGCUAGUCUUGUCCAGCAAAAUACUUUAUCAUAAUAUGAUCAUCUUGCGUCAAGAAAAGUAAUUUUUUUUGACGCAACAGGUCGCACUUCACCUGUAUUCUCUAUUUUCCAAUUCCCCAUAAUACACUCUGUUUGCCCCCCAAAUUUUGCAUAAACCAUUGUUUUUAAAUGCUCCUGGGAGUAUUGCAUUUUCCCAAGAGCAUUUUAAGACAAUAAGUUAUGCAAAAUUUGGGGGGCAGACAGAGUGUAUUAUGGGGAAUUGGAAAAUAGUCAAUGUUAUGUUGCAUGCAGAUGACCACAAUUAACCCUUUUUAGUAAACUAUACUUUGACUAGAAAAAAAUGUGAUAAAAUGACAAGCAACAACCAGGAUGUAAUAGACUUUCAUUGUGUGUGAUUUUGUAUCUGGCCUUCAGAUUUAUCGCUGUUCUUACUAACAGAUAUUACUGACCCAAAAUGAUUGUAUAGUGUUACUGUACAACUGUACAUGAAAACACAAAAAGGAGAUUACAGCAAAAGUGACUUACAACUUCCUUUCCGUUUUAGCCAUUGAAGACUACAUGCGUUCUCAGGUUGGUCCAAGCUCUAAGAUCAAGUCGUCACUCAAAGCAGUCACUGACUUCAUGAAAGAAAGAGAUGAUGUUGUUAUAAUGGGCUUCUUUAAAGAUGAAAGUGACUCACUUUUGGAGCAGUAUUUGGAAGCCAAUAAUGACAUCAGGGAUGACUAUAACUUUGCACAUACCUUUGAUGCUACAGCCAAGAAGCAUUUUGGUAUUACAGAGAGUUCCGUUGUGAUGUUUCAACCAGAGAAGUUCAGGUCAAAGUAUGAGGACAAACACAUUGUGUUUAAGGUAAACAAAAACAUGUCACGGUCAAAGAUUAUGAUUCAUUCAAAAUAUUUCUCUUUCUCUUAUUGGCUGAAAUCCCUUGGCUAAGUCCUCAUUAUUGGAAAGAUGUUUGUGAUUGAUAUCUGAUGAAAUGACGUCAAUAGUUCAGUUUAACACUCGAAAAGGCACUGUCGUUUUAGUACAGCGGGGGAGAAUGGCGGGAAAUUUCAGACGUUUUAACAACAUAGCAAAAACAGCGAAAAUACAUCACUUGAUGGGUGAAACUGCUCUUUGAAGAAUAUCUGCUACAUGUAGACUAAACAUCUCUUUGUGUCCCGAAUUUGGUGGGGAACAGGCAAUUGAAUUUGUGAACUAAACAUCGAUUUAGGCUAGCUUGUUCUUAAAGUAAAAUUAUUUUGAAUGAUUGAAUAAUUUAACAAUUACCGGAUUCAGCUUUCUUAUGAUUUGAACAGAUUGAGGAGCAAGGGUAACACCCACCUGCCUCAAUUCCUAUGAUUGUUCAACAAAUGAAAUGUUGAGAACAAAAUAAUUUAAUAUGUUCUAAAUCUCUACAUAUCACAACAGCCUAUAAUAAUUUUGUUGGAGGAAGCAUUUUCAUCAUUUUCAAAUACUGUCAAACCUCUCGUAACUGAUCACCCAAAAUGUGAAGAUUAAGUGGUUGCUAACAGGAAGAAGUGGCUGCUUGCAAGAAUCAAACCACAGUGGGUCUCUUCCUAGUAUAGGUCUGGACACAUCUGUGUUUUGGAAGAGAAUUCAUAGCAGGCAAUUCAUACAAUAAUUUCCGAUGAGUGUAGUUUCGUGUCAUCUCCAAAAUUCAUUGCAUAAUCUGAGUAGUGUAGUAACAGCAAACAUAGGGAUCAAACCAUGCGUUAAGUGGUCGCUUACAACAGGUUUAAAACAAUAGAAAACUGUCAUCCAAAAAAGUGGUCGCAGUCGCUUUUAAUAUGAGAGGUGGUCGUUUUAGCUGCAUUUCACGUUUUUUCAUCAUGGCAAUUUGAAAGCAUUUAAUAAAUUUGCAUUUAAUUGUGUAUUGUUUCCUUUAACAUCAGGGAAAAGACCCCAAACCAGAAGAUCUUCAAAAGUUUUAUAAAGACAACCAGAUUCCACUUGUGGGGCAGAUGAGCCUACACAGCAAAGAAAAAGUGUACACUAAACGGCCUCUGUGUGUUGUCUACUAUGGUGUUGACUUCAGCUUUGACGGUCGGCAAGGUGGGCUAAAUUUUGACUCUUGAUCUUUUGCUUACACUAUCAGUGAAAACCAGGUUUAAAAGGCUAUAAUAGAGAGCUGUAGAUUCUGAGAAGAGGACGACUACGGGUACGAGAUUGUCUCAGUACUAAUUAUAGUGCUCUUGCGUGAACCAAUCGUCACUUUGGCGGGAAAAGGUGAUAGCCGUCAUCAUUCUACUGCGAGUUUUAGCGAAAGAAGGGACCUUACGAAACUAAGACGGCGACGGCCACGGCAACGUCAAAAAUCAAUGGGUUUAGUUAGCAAAACAACACCUCUGCACGUGCGUCACGGUUUUUUUGCACAUCUCUUUGCCGUCCCUGCGCGACUACGACGUGAAAUGACCAAAAAAUUAAAGUUUUUUGAGGACGGGAACGGCAGGGCGUUAAAACUUCUACUAUCUCUGUAUGAUUUAAGGUGCGGCCCCCUCUCUUCAGCUUCAACAUAAAUUUCCUUCUUUUAAGUAACUGGGCGACUCGGAAUAAUCGCCAAAUGGUUUGAAAGGAUGCGGAGUCUAUUUUUAAGCAAGGUUUUCCUGGACGUCGCCGUUGUCGGAUCGUAAGGUCGCUAAUGUCCUAGUGGCGGCAACAAGUUAUCAGUUUUUUAGAAAAUCAUUUUGCCACCGGGAAAGGGCUAAACCUUCUCCAAUAAAAGUAACCCUACUAAUUUUUCGGGUGAAAAAUAGUACAAUGAAGCUUUCGGGGGUUGAAUUCUUUUCGACGGUACCCGAAAAAACGUUAAGUUAAAUCUCGUACUCGUAGUCGCCCUCAUCCUUAAAUCUUAAGUUCUCUAAUAUAAGCCUGAAAAAAACAACCGAUGUCUCGCGACGCCACCACAAGUUCCCUAGCCUGGGACAAGGCUCCGCAGUGGACGAAAAAGGCGGAAAAAACAAUCGACACGUGAAGCGAACCGGCGGGAGUAAUUUGUUUUUGCUGUUUCACUCCAUUCUUUGCCUUCCCCCCCCCUCCCCCCGCCCCCACUUCGUUGCCUGGUCCCAUAUCUGGGUAGUAAUUCUGAUUGAUCGUGCGAGGGAAAUUUUCUUCAACCAAUCAGAAGCACUUCCUAGUUCUGGGUAGUGACACGUCAUCAGUAUGGAAUUUCUGGGCUCGUUCUUCUGACGUCAUUUUGCAGUAUUAGCGUCGAGAAAUGUCGGCUGUUAUCUCAGGCCACUGCAAUGUAUGUCACUGAAGUAUCCUUUCCGACUGGCAGUCGAUGUUCUUUAGCUUUUUUGGUAAUAAAAAGUACUUCUUUAAAAAAACUGGUUGUUUUUUUGUGAUAGAAACCGCAGUGUGUUUGAAUGAAAGAUUGACUUUUUUCAGCUUAGUGUUGCUGUUAUUUUUAUAAAGGUGUUUUUUCGCUGCCAGGAAUGACUGUACCUUCUAAACCAGAUGUAAACCAUAAUUAUUCUACCAUACGAAAAGUCGUCAAUUUAUUAAAUAAAGGAAAAUUUAACCUUUAUAAAAAAAAUUUGAACCCCUAUCGCUUUUAGGACCUGGGAAGUGCGCGCCCAAAGCGCUCCCAAAAAGACAGGACAUUUUCUGCUGCUUUUCCUGUGUUGUGAUCAAUUUAUUUUCACUUAUCAGUUGGCUUUGUCAGCGUGAUCGUGUCAUUAGACUGCGCCUGUAUUGACUAGUUUAUUUCCUUGCAUCUCUUUCUAGCCACAGAGUUUUGGCGCCAAAAGGUUCUGAAAGUGGCCAAUGAGCAUCGUGACAUCACGUUUGCUAUUGCUGAUGAAGCAGAGUUUGAGAACGACCUCAAGGAAUUUGGACUGGACGAUUCUGGAGAGGAAAUUAGCGUGGGUUGCUUUGACGAGUUGAACAGGAGAUACAGAAUGGAACCUGAUGAAGAAUUUAGCGAAGACAGCUUGCGUGACUUUGUGGAACAAUUUAAAGAAGGUAAACCCGUGCUUCAUGUAUUUUUUGUAGUUGCUGUUGUUGUUGCAUAGCUGCCGCUGUUUACUAUUUUUCCAGGGCUAGAUGCACAAGCAGCCUUUCGCUCCAAAGUGUCAAAAGUGCCAAGCCUUUUUGCAAAGUUGGGUGGGAGGCUGCCAGGGAAGGGUGCGGGCAGAAGAGGGAGGUUCCAAAUCCUCUGAAAUUGGUCACUAAGAAAAUCAUCUACAAAGCAAUUCAGGGGGCAUUCGCACAUCUCGUGUAGUAGAACAAUAUCUUCACGUUUUUUACCUUGGCGUCUUAGUUUUCGCUUUCACAGUAGAAGGUGGGCGAAACACGUGCAUCGCAGGUGUUUGGGAGCAACAAAAAACUAUGAACGACCGCUUCAAGUUUAAUAAUUUAUCCUGAUUGUAGUGAAUGUAAGUAAGUCUUUACACAAAGAGAAGGAAUGGGAGUCCGCACAUCCUCCCCUUGCUUUGCCCCUACAGGGCCUGAAAAACAAUUGAAGUCGUUCGAUUGACAACUUUUUUAAAUAAAAUCAUUGAUUUAUUUACAAGAUAACUUGCCUGGACCUUUGCCCAUGAGGAAAGUGAGCUUAAAGAGUUGCUUGCCUAGCAAGAAAAUGUACUUGUCCCGAACGAGCGGACGGGGAUUUUUCGAGCCCUGGCCUGUUUAAUUGGCAAUAUCUCCUUUACGCAGAUAACUUAUAAACGUUAACAUUUUUCGUAACAGGAAACCUCAAACCCCAAGUGAAAUCUCAGCCAGUACCAAAGAAAAAUACAGGUCCCGUCACAGUUGUGGUAGGAAAAACAUUCGAAGAAAUCGUGAUGGAUCCCAAAAAAGAUGUGCUACUUGAGCUGUAUGCGCCAUGGUGCGGUCACUGUAAGGCCCUGGAACCCACCUACAAGAAACUAGGGAAACACUUUAAAGAUGAAACCAACUUGGUCAUCGCUAAAAUGGACGCUACUGCCAACGACAUUCCUCCGGGAUAUAGCGCAGAGGGUUAUCCAACCAUCUAUUUUGCUCCGGCAAACGAUAAGAAGAAACCGAUCAAACACGAAGGCGAGAGAGGACUUGAUGACCUAAUUAAAUUUAUAAAGGAAAAAGCGACGGUCUCGCUGAAAAAGGCCAAGGAAGAACUAUAAAAUUAUUUUAGGUACUAGUUGAAACAUGUUGACUAUUUUACAAAAGAGAGUGAAACAGGGCUCCAUGGAUGGCUCAGGUGUGUUAGAACGCCAGAAGGACGUCCGCCGUUUUUAUUCACUCUGUUUGUGUCUUUGUGUGUCGCUUCUCUCUGUUCUCUUCCUGGUUAUUAAGGACAAAGAAAUAUUUGCAAAGUAACCCAAGCUAGAUAUCAAAGAAAUAGUCCAGUCCCUGUGUCUUGCACAUAGAUACUCUUUCGGGACUGCAAAAGAAAAAACUUAGUUUCAGAGUCUUGUGUCUUUUCUACACAUCAAGAAUCCAGACGCGUUUCACUUAAAGGAGAAUUGCUUAAUAAAAGGAUGAAUAUUCUUUAUUUACUUUGUUUCUGGAAAUAAGCUAGAUGGGAAUUAUAUAACCGAUGGUUACUUUUGAAAGCUUUGAUAAUUAAAUUCCAAUGGGACGUUAACAUCGGCCAAAUUUUUAAAUCUUCCAGUUUAGUCCUUGCAUUGCCCUCCACGAUUCCCGGAAUCUACAAUGCUCCAGUUUGUUAUUCACAAGAUGCUAUUGAAUAAAGCCAGAAUCAUUCUUGCUUCACAAACGCAAAAUGCAUAUGUUUCUCCAACCAACGUUUCCUAGUGUAGCCACAAUGGGAGAAAUAUUGUUUUUACAUUUGGUUAAGCACUAAGGCCACUGAAGGCGGGAUUCACUUUUAAAACAUGUUAUCAAGUUAAAGACGGUGCCUCGAUGUUUGUUUUACAUUUCCUGAUCAGUAUUUCGAGUUUUUUUUUAUAUCCAGAGGCUCGUUUUUCGAAAGUCCCGAUAAUUAACGGGCCCGUAAAGCUGUUAUGGUUUACAUGCAAGAUAGAGGUUUCAAUAGUUUUGCAUCUUACAUGAUAAAACUAUAAGUUAAUGAAACAAAAUGGAGUAGUUUGCUAGCCAGGACCCUCGCUCUUAAUCUUUACAUUUCGAUUUGAAUAUUUGAUUUCGGGCCCGAAUUUCGAGAAACGGGCCCCAGUUUUCUAAUUUUUAUUUUAUCUGCGUUACUUGAUCCCAUACAACUUCCGUUUAAUUUUGAACACUCGACAAAUACUUUUUGAGAUCUUUCUUCAUCUGCAUUUAUAUUAAAC